This is a messenger RNA of Saccoglossus kowalevskii, 1622 nucleotides long. Its product is annotated as USP6 N-terminal-like protein. Gene Ontology annotation, biological process: regulation of GTPase activity. NCBI's taxonomy places the organism in Eukaryota, Metazoa, Hemichordata, Enteropneusta, Harrimaniidae. The record is from RefSeq and is a predicted model, not a curated record. Gene Ontology annotation, molecular function: small GTPase binding; GTPase activator activity.
UACGACAAAAGCCUGUACGUUGGGUAAUGUCGGUACAUCGUGGAGAAGACGAAACCUAAUAUCGCUCUCCCGGAUCGCUCUCUAGUGAUUUUUAAAUCGAUAAAACUGCCGGAACCUCGCAGGAUUAAGCGGUAAACUGGAAAAUUAGUUUGUACGAGUUUGCCGGGAUAUGAGGAGACAACUCUGACCUAAUAACCACCUCCCUCUUUGCUUGUUGUUUUUGUCGCCAGCUGUGUGUGUCCAUUCAAAUAUGGCGGAGGACCUUGACCCAGAAGCUAUAGCAAGAGCCAAUCGAGAAAGAGCUGAGAUUGUCAAUCGCUAUGAUAGGGGUAGGGAUGAUGGUGCUCCAAUUGACCCGUGGGAAGAUGCUGGCUUUAGAGUUUAUAAAGUUACAGAUAGAUUUGGCUUUCUGCAUGAACAUGAACUUCCAUCUGUUCCUGAUGAAGAAGAACAAAAGAUGAAGACUGUUGAAAUGGAUCGUCUUCAGAAAUGGUUAAAAAUGAUGAAAGCAUGGGACAAGUAUUACCCAAGCGAAAAAUUGCAGCGUAGAGUAUACAAAGGGAUCCCACACUCGAUACGAGGUGAUAUAUGGUCUAGGCUACUGGAACUUAAAAAAGUCAAAGACGAACAGGAUGGCAUAUACGAGAUGAAAUCCAGAGCUAGAAAAAUGUCGCCAGAUAUUCGGCAAAUAGAUCUGGAUGUGAACCGGACAUAUCGUGAUCAUAUCAUGUUCAGAGAUAGAUAUGGCGUCAAACAACAGGCAUUGUUUCAUGUGUUAGCUGCCUACUCAAUGUACAACACGGAGGUUGGUUACUGCCAAGGGAUGAGUCAAAUAGCGGCGCUGUUGUUGAUGUAUUUAAAUGAAGAAGACGCAUUCUGGGCGCUAUCACAGUUAUUAACAGAUACCAAACAUGCUAUGCAUGGAUUUUUUAUUCCCGGUUUCCCAAAGCUGUUAAGAUUUCAAGAUCAUCAUGAUAAAAUAUUAAAGAAAUUUAUUCCUAAAGUCAAGAAACAUUUUGCCAGGUAUGAAAUCUAUCCUAGUCUCUAUACUAUGAAGUGGUUCUUUCAGUGUUUUCUGGACAGGGUACCAUUUACACUAACGUUACGGACAUGGGAUAUCUAUAUGCUAGAGGGUCAGAAGAUUUUAACUGCCAUGUCAUAUAACAUUCUUAAAAUGCACAGAAGAUCUAUUUUGAAAAAGAAUAUGGAGGAAGUUGUGUGGUUUCUGCAACAGGAUCUAGCAAAUGACUUUGGGUUCAGGGACGAUGAGUGUAUUGAGUCGCUUCAGGAAUGUAUAGCUGAAUUACGACGAUCAAAAUUGAUCGUUCCACAAACCCCUAAAUCAAAUAUUGAACUUCCACAGCUGCCAUUUGGACUCUUACGACAUACUAAUUAUUAUCAAGCUACGGGUGUGCGGCAGCCGCUGAGCGAGAAUGAAAAAAGUCAAAUAGACAAAACUGACCGGCCAGAUGUACGCUUUCUGUCAGUGAAAGUAAUUCUCAAAUGUCAGUUGCUCAGUCAAAUAUAUCCUCAUUCACACAGAUGUCGUCGACAACCGACGGACGGUCACGGCGGUCUCCAAACGGCCGGUACUCGGCACAGACAAGCGUGACAAGUAUGAG